GGGCUGCGGGGGCGUCACGCGCCGGGGUAGCUCAGUCCGGGGCCAUGUGGGCGAGGCCGCCGGGGGCUGCCGAGCCGUGGCUGCUCCUCGCUGGCCCGAGAGUCCGCUGGUCGCUCGCCGCGCUAGCGCCCGUGGGCGGCCGCAUGGAAGAGCCCGGCCCGGGGAGCAGCGGGGCGGGGGACGCGCCCCCCCCGGCCAAGAGGCGGCGGCUGCUGGCCGGGGAGGAGAAGCGGCCGGCCCGCGGCGAGCGCUACGUGCCGCCCCCGAGGAAGCGCAACCUCGGCGUGAGCUUCAGCGAGACGCACUUCGCCGAGACCCGCUACUACUUCGAGGGCGGGCUGCGCAAGGUGCGGCCCUACCACUUCGACUUCCAGACCUACUGCAAGGGCCGCUGGGUGGGCAAGAGCCUGCUGCACGUCUUCAGCACCGAGUUCCGCGCCCAGCCCAUCGACUACUACCGGGCCGCGGCCAGCGCCGGCCGCCUGCGCCUCAACGAGCAGCCCGUGCGGGACCUCGGCAUCGUGCUCAAGAAUAAUGAUUUUCUGAGGAAUACAGUGCAUCGCCAUGAGCCUCCUGUCACUGCUCAGCCUAUCCAGAUCUUGGUAGAGAAUGACGAGGUGGUUGUCGUGGACAAACCCUCGUCUUUACCUGUACACCCAUGUGGCAGAUUUCGACACAACACAGUCAUCUUCAUCUUGGGCAAAGAGCAUAACCUAAAGGAGUUGCACACUAUUCACCGGCUUGAUCGCAUGACGUCUGGUGUGCUCAUAUUUGCCAAGACUGCAGAAGUGUCUAAAAGGAUUGAUGAGCAAGUUCGGCAGAGACAGCUGGAAAAGGAGUAUGUCUGCCGCGUGCUUGGGGAGUUUCCAGAAAAUGAAGUGACCUGUGAGGAACCCAUCCUGGUUGUUUCUUACAAAGUGGGCGUGUGUCGUGUGGACCCCAAAGGCAAAUCCUGUAAAACUGUCUUCCAAAGGCUUAGUUACAAUGGCAAGACUAGUGUGGUCAAGUGUUUUCCAUACACGGGUCGCACCCACCAGAUCCGGGUCCAUUUGCAAUUCCUGGGAUAUCCUAUUGUCAAUGACCCCAUCUACAAUAUGGAAGCCUGGGGUCCUACUAAGGGUAAGGGUGGCGAGAUUAAUAAAACAGAUGAGGAGCUUCUCAGGGCUUUAGUGGAAGAACAUCGUUCCAAACAGAGUUUGAGCAUCUUGGACAUUUCAGAGGAGGACCUGAAGCCCCUUGUGGGAAGUGAAGAAUGUGACCGUUCAGAUUACUGUACUAAAACAGUUGAGAUUACGCCUAUAAGCGCAGACUCCUGCAGAACUGAGGACUCUAAGGAUCAGAAAGAAGCUGAAAUACUGGCUUGUUUGCCAAAUUAUGAUACCAGACCAGAAACACAUGAAGCAAACCCUGAAGGAGCUAGUUCAAGUGGGAAUCAGGAUGGACAUUCAGAAGAAAAGGACCCUCUGUGUGAGGAGUGUAAAAUAGUAAGGCAGGACCCAUCUCCUAGGGAGCUGGUGAUGUACCUGCAUGCCUUACGCUACAAGGGAGCAGAGUUUGAAUACAAUUCCAAGAUGCCAGACUGGGCUCUAGAGGACUGGGAUGAGAGCUAAGAAUAGAUACUGAGACUCUUGUGUUUCAUUUUAGUUUUGUUGGAAGGAAAGUAUUUGCUAAAGUCCUGAACGUGUGUGUGGUAAAAAUAUCUCAUUGGAGCUAUUGCGAUCUUCCAUCAUUAUUUAUUGUGUUGUGCCUGGAUUGCUUGAGAAUUUUGAGGCAGUGGGAAGAGUUCUUCCUGACUAGUCUUGAGAACUCUUUCCUAACAGUGAACCUGCUGACAGCUACUGAAGGGAGAUGGUUAAUGCAAGACACCUUAACUAUGUUUUCCUUUAAGAUAGUAACAGUGAGGGGUAAAAAUAUUACUCAAAGGUGGGAAGCUUGGAACAAUUGCUUCCUCUUCUGACCACUGUGGGGUGCAUCCUUGUCUGCAAAUUGAAUGCAGUUGUUUACUAAAUGCAUACAACUAAGACAAUCAGCAUCUUGGCUCUUUUCCUGUAUGUCAGUUAUCUAACUCCCUUAUCUUUCUGGGUAAGAGUUGGUGAGAUGUUAGUCAAUCUAAAAUACUUCAGGUGUCACACCCAGAUCAAUUUCAGUUAUGUUCUUAGUUUUGUUCAUACCAAGGCACUGUGCAGGCUAGUUCUUUUCCUGCCAGGUUAAUCUUCAUUCAUUUUAUUUGGAGUUAUGUUGCAUUGUGCAGUUCUUGUCAAUAAGACAUUUCCAUCCUCUUGUGUGUGUUUCCAGCUUCCUUUUUUUUUUUUUUUUGUUCUAGCAUGGAGCACAGUCUGUUUUGGAUAGGCGUACCUACAGCUAUGGACUCUAACAGCAAAUUAGACCAUUUCUUUGGGCUACUGAAUUUUUAGUUGGAGCAGUAUGCUUGUCCAAGAAAUUUUGCAAAGCUGAUUUAAGGACAAUCUCUACAUACUUUAACCAGUCUCUUGUUUCCUUUCCCUAUAUUUUCUACCUCCUCCCAUAUAGUUUCUCUCCUUAUUACUUAACCCCCAUUACGCUCUAUACUGUACAUCUUGUACUGCACAUAUCUUUUCUAACAUAUCUUAACCACUCCCUUCCAUGUACUCACACACAGGGCUUAGAAAGCUUAACAAAUACAUAAUAGCCAGAAAGCUAAGUCUGAUAUGGAAGGUGGCAGGGGCUUGCUGUUUCAAGGACGGCUCUACUCCACCCUUUUUUGGUUGUUCUAAGCAGGGGUGUUUCUACUAUCCUAGCCUUCAUUUUGCAGCUCCCAGCCUCAGUAGAAGACGCUUCAGUGUCAGCCUCUGCUGUUGCUCAGAGACUUUGUGAGCUGCCGCAGAAUGAAACACCUGAUUGCAAUAGUGAUACCAACAAGAUAUAGGGUUCUGAAUAGUAAAAGUAAAACUGAAAAUACCUAAGUUAGUUUUCACUUUGCUGCAGCUUGUUCUGAAAGUUCUAACCCACAGCUGAGGCAUUUCAAGAAUUAGAGCACUCCAUCUGUUUGUGUGUGUGAGACAAUUUAGGAUGUAAAAAAAUGUUAACCUUGUGUGGCUUUUUUUUUUUUUUUUUUUAAGGGCAGGACAGUGAUGUUCUCACCAGGACAUUUCCUAUUUGCCAUGGCAAAGUGGAUUUUUCCAUCCCAACCUUAAAUAAUAAUGCUUAUGUUGGUAGAUGUGUGCUAGCUCCUUUGUACUUGCCCUGCAUUGGACUGUAAACCCAAACCUGUACAAGCCAGUGCAUUGCUGGUAAUUUUUUUGUCUGAUGUUAGGAAGUCUAGAAUGUUAUUGGCUUACUCCAAGGAUGCCAAGAGUGCAUCUAGAAUAGAAAAAAGAGUGGGGAUCUUGGCCAAACAAAAAUCCUCUCUCACUACCUAGUGCUUUGUUUGAUCAACAUGCAUAGUCCUUUGAUUAUUACAGCAGCACUUAGAGGCCUUGACCAGAGCCUUAUGUGGUAUGCAUUGCCCACACACAAUAAGAUAGCCUCUGCCCUGAUAAGGCUUACAGACCAACUGUGACCAUUCGCAUCUAAUCUUCUAUUUGCCCAAACUGGAGCCAUAUCUUCAAAGAGGGUUUCUUCAGUAUUCAUAAUAUUGACCAUGUGAAAUACAAAGGUGACUUAAAGUAAGAGGCGGCACAACUGCCACUUUACCUAGUAAUUUACGCAUGUUAAUGCUAAGUGCUUUCUUUAUUAUUCUGUGGAUAUAGUGUAGGGGGGAAGUACAGAGGCUCCAUGAUUUACCAGCUAGUAUGUCACAUUGCCUCAUUCUGCAAAAUGAAAGAUCAUUAGCGUAACAACAGAGGGGAAGGGUUUUUUUAACUCUGGUUUAUCUUUGCCGAUUGACACGUUGAAGAAUGUGUUGAAUUUAUCAUUCUGCCACUUGAAUAAAUACAUCCAACAGAGGAGGUCCUCUAGCAA
This is a messenger RNA of Mauremys reevesii (Reeves's turtle), 3939 nucleotides long. RefSeq names its product RNA pseudouridine synthase domain containing 2 (gene RPUSD2). Gene Ontology annotation, molecular function: pseudouridine synthase activity; RNA binding. Lineage: Eukaryota; Metazoa; Chordata; Testudines; Geoemydidae. The transcript is spliced from 3 exons. The record is from RefSeq and is a predicted model, not a curated record. Bases 45 to 1610 code for a protein of 521 amino acids. Gene Ontology annotation, biological process: pseudouridine synthesis.